Molecule: messenger RNA, 1472 nt
Organism: Sesamum indicum (sesame)
Lineage: Eukaryota; Viridiplantae; Streptophyta; Magnoliopsida; Lamiales; Pedaliaceae
Source: RefSeq, a predicted model, not a curated record
AAUCAGAGCACAUGACAUCCCAAUCCCACAUGGCUCCCAAUCACCCAACUUGACAGCUUUUCAGGAUAACCAUAACUUUCUUUUGUCACUUCAUAUCAACACCACAACCAGUCCAUAUAAAUUUACCGAAACCUCAGAAAAUUCAAGAACCCUACACAGUGUUUUCUUGUGAACUAAAGUUACAGUAAUCAGGCUAUGGAUCACACUCUUCAUGAGUCUUCAGAACCCUUUCCCCGAAAAGAUGGCGAUGGUAAUGAGAAGAAAGUAGAGCCUGGAGAGCUCCUGGAGAAGUGCUGGUUUUUCGGCAACUUGCUCGACAGAAAGCCCAGGAUGUUGAGAAGUCUUUCUGAUCCUUGUGCCUCGUCAAACCCCAAACACGAGAUUUUGCCUGGAAAAUCAUAUGAAGAAACCUAUAAAUCAAUUAAGAAGCUGACGGGGCCUGAUGGGUCCAGGAAGUCGAAUUUGAUCAGGGCGCCCUCGCUGCCGCCCUGCCUGGAAAGAAAAGAUCAGAAUCCAGCGACGAGAGGGAGUACUGGUCCCGGAAGGAGACAAUCAAACAGGAAAGUUAUGUUGUCGGACAAUCUACUACGUGCGCCGUCUCUGCCAACUGCCCUGGGAGCUGAAGAUUUUCAUGAUGAAGAGACUGAGUUUUCUAUGGGGAAAUUGAUCAGGCAGGCUUCUCUGAGCAGUUCAAAGGCUAUUCCUCCUAGAACAAAUCCUGCUAAGGGCGUGGCACCACGUUCCAGCUUAUCAAGGCAUUUAUCGAUAACGAAACAGGAUGCGGACAUGGUUAAGGUGGAGGUGGGCCUCGAGAAGGUAAGACCUCAGCGUCAAAUGAGUCGACUUAAGCCACAAAAGAGCUUAAGUUACCUGGAGAGCAAAGAAUUGCAAGGUUUCAGGGACUUGGGAUUUGAUUUCGACAAAAAAGACUUGAACCCGAACGUAGUCAGCAUAAUUCCAGGCCUGCAAGAAAAGAAGAGAAUAGAAGACGAUGAAGAGAAAAACAGAACGAGGCCGUAUCUCUCUGAGGCAUGGAAUUCUGCUCCCAUGGCUCCCAAGUGGGGGGGAAAACGAUCAAAGGAAGACAAUAUCAAGGCACAGAUCAAGUUCUGGGCCAGGGCUGUGGCAUCAAACGUGCGCUAGGAAUGCUGAUUCUGUCUACUGUAGUAGUACUACGUUUCUAUGUUAACAAAAUAAGUGAUUUGAUUCUCAUACUUAGGUAACUGCCUGUCUGAUCCCCAUUGAUUUGGAGUAGUUUGUAGAGUACUUAGAUUCUGUAUUGCUCGAAAAUGAUGAUUAUUGUUAAAAGAAGCAGUGUAGCUUUCUGGGCAAGACAGACAUUCUUUGGGAGAUUUUGUACUAUGUUUCCCUGUAACUAACUAUGAAUAAAUGGCUGAACUUGCGGUCCCUGCUUGAUUGUAUGUAUGGCUUUCUCAUAGUGAUUGUUCAAUGAAGACAACUCGUACUUUGUC